Messenger RNA from Bicyclus anynana (squinting bush brown), 3308 nucleotides. RefSeq names its product transmembrane protein 208. The coding region runs from base 320 to 859 and encodes 179 amino acids. Gene Ontology annotation, biological process: vacuolar protein processing. NCBI's taxonomy places the organism in Eukaryota, Metazoa, Arthropoda, Insecta, Lepidoptera, Nymphalidae. The transcript is spliced from 5 exons. The record is from RefSeq and is a predicted model, not a curated record. Gene Ontology annotation, cellular component: intracellular membrane-bounded organelle.
UGUCCGUUUGUCCUGCAAAUAAUUAAAUAUUUUAAAAUGUUAAUCAAUUAAUUAAGUAAUAAACAAAUAUAAAGUUGUUGGUGGUUGUUACAAAGCAAAAAAAUAGUUAUACCAAUAAAUAUUUAUCUGAAUCAAUCGAAUAUCUUCGAUUUUAUAUUAAAAACCAUUUUUCAUUUAUUAAUAAGACAUUGGAGCUUAUAAACUAACUCCAUGGCACCGCAGAGCAGAAAUUACAUAAACUACGGAACAAAGUAUUAGUUGUGACAAUUGGUGAAUAGCAAGCUUUUUGAGUAUACUAACAAACUCUAAAUUAAUAACAAUGUUUAAAAAAAAGUCAAGCAAGAAAGGCAAAGCUCCGACCAAGGGGGCUAAACAGAUUUUAACGGAAAAUGCAGCAACAGUCAGCUUCUACCGCAACAUGGCAUUGGGCGCUGGGGCGGCCUACAACAUUGUUACUGUUAUGUUUUACUAUGAAAGCAUUACAGUAGCAAGCCUAGUUAUGAACAUCUUUGUUAUAGCCGUGGACAUUUUAUGCUAUCAGACCAUGCUGUACAUAAGCAGGCCAACCUAUUAUGAGAACAGUCAGGUAAUGGAUGCUGGCAUUGAUCUGAACAUGGAAGGCGGUGUUGGCGAGCAUGUCAAAGACAUUGUAAUCUUGUCUUCGGUGACUCACUUGCUGGCAAUUUUCUCAAACUAUUUUUGGCUGUUGCUGCUAUUCAUGCCAUUGAGGGCUUUAUGGCUGUUGUGGACAAACAUACUUGGCCCAUGGUUCUUCCAAUCCGAACCGGUUGAAUACGAACUAGAUGAGAAAAAGAAAAGGAAAAUGGAAAGGAAAAUGAACAGACACAACUAUCAAUAGAUGCAUGUUACUUACUACUUUUGUUAGUUUAUUACUUUUUUUAUUUGAUAUUAUUAAUAUUAAUGCCUUAUUUAUUUUUAUUGUCCAUGUUUUCGUUUUGCAAUAAAACUAAACGAUUUUUAAUUUUACAUUUGACGUGAUUGAUUAUUCUGUAAUACCUUAUUUAUUUUUAUUAGUCCAUGCGUUCUUGUAAUGGAUUAAUUUGAAGUGGCAGUUUUAUUGUUGUAAAUUUAAAUUGUCUGGUUAACAUUAUUAUUAAAUUACAUUGAAGUAGCUGCACAGAUUUAGUUUGUUUUUAAAUAUUAAAUCAGUUGAAAUACUUUAAUUAUAAUUUAAUUUGAAUCAGGUAAAUAAACAAUUACGCACAUUUUCAUCAGCUUUAAGCUGUUAUUUAUACAUGUAACGUAAUAAAAUAGCAAAAUUCUCUUCGUGUUACAAAACUAAAUGUAAAACAACUAUAUCUGUACUGCACUGGGUGUUUAUCAAUGUUCUUGAUAUUUCUAGCCAUGUUACCUAUCGAUUCUCUUUCUACAAACGCAAACGCUUUGUCAAAAAAUGUAAAACAAUAAUAUCGAUAGGAUGUGAUCUACCUAUCAAUCGGAUACGUCAUUCUCAUGUUCAUUUUAGUUUGCGAUGCGUUAGCGUUUGUAGAAAUAUGUCUAACUCGGCGAAUAUUGUCGAAGUAUCAUAUUAAAGUAGUUAUAUUACACCGUGAUUGUUUAGCAUGCUUUCUGAAUGUUAAAAUAGUAAGCGGUUGAGGGAAUUUAGUUAAGUUUUAAUUGAUGAUUUUAUUAUAUAUAUGAUUUAUAAUUUUAAUUAAUUUCAUUUAAUUCAGAUCCAAUUGACAAUUUAUUUAUUUUUUAUUUUAUACAGACUCAGUGAAUUAUAAUAAUUACUAUUUAUGUUUUAAUGUUAAUUACAUUAUGCAAGCAUUAGUAUGUUUUAGCCAGUCUCAUAAAUACAAUUCUUUUUAGCAAUUAAAACUAUUUACAAAUCUGAGAAUUAUCUAAAAAUUUGCCUCCUUGGUGAAAAGUUUAGCAUAUUAUGAGGCCUGGCUCUGAAAUAUCAGAAUUCUUUGUUAUUUACUGAGUUGGGACUUUUUUUACGUAAGAUGUCCGUGCAUUGAGGAAUCGGUACCCACCGCAUUCAUUACCAUCUGAUAAUGAUAAUUACAAAGUUAGUUUGACAAGUUACAACCAGUUCUGGAAUGGCGACCCCGCACCAGAAAGCGCAGUGUAGGUCGACCCCCCACUAGGACCGAGGAUAUUAAGGGGGUCGCAGGGAGCCGCUGGAUGCUGGCGGCUCGGGACCUUUGUGUUUGGAGGUCCAUGCAAGAGGCCUAUGUCCAGCAGUGGACGUCUAAGGUAAUGUAAGGUAAGGUGGGUUUAUAAUCUAUCUAGGACCGUUCCCUGCAUGUCCUAUUAUGAUAUUAAUUAGUUGGUUUUCCAUGUUGCGUUGGCUGAGAUAACUAUUGAAUGUUUAGUAUAGUAUAAUUUUCCAUCAUCUUAUUAAUACGUGUUUGUAGUACAUUCAAUGUUGUAUGAUGCAGAUGUAGAAUUUAAUCAAAUCAAAUUACUUAAAUAACAUUGAUUGGGAGCACUAAUAGCUCAAGUUAAUGUAUAAUUAUCUGUGGAAAUAUACUAUCUACCACAGUGUAUAUUAAUAAUUUGUCGCAUACACAUGUUAUAACUAAGUGUAUAUUAUGAUACUAUAUCUGUGUAAUAUUUAAAUCUUUGAUGUCAUAGUUUUACGACCGGACAUUUAAGCCGGACACAUACACUCGUUUAUAUCCCGAAUCCGUUUUCCGCGUUCAGAAAACCGAAUGCAUGAAAUCAAUAUAAAUAACAAACGCACACGUAGAUACGUUUGUUUCCGAACGGAACAUAUUCCGCGCGUACGUAACGAAUGCGAGCACUUGCAAAUAUACAUUCCGAAUAAGAAAAGACGUAUAGUCUGAGGUAGUCUCACGGAAUUUCAAAUGGAAAUAACGCAUUAGGAAAACGAAUACGGAAAACGAGUGUAUGCGGCUGGUCAUAUGGUCAUUUUAAAGUCAGGGCCUAUAUUUUUACUAAACAGGUGUGUUCUUUAAUAUUGUAUUUUUUUUUAUUUCAACGUAUUUAAGUCGUUUGUUUCACCCAUAUUUCAACGGACCGGGUGUUUAAAAUUCUGUAAUGAAUUUGGUGUUAUCCUUGAUUGGUUUGCGUAUACAUUUAAGUUUGCACUUAUGUGUGUAAGUCAUAAGUCGGUAGUAUCCGAAGAAUGCUUGACCUAUUUUGAUUGUACACACUUGUAGUAAAUAUGUGAAUUCAGAGAAAUGUUAGUCAAGUACAUGUUUUUAUUUAUUUAAUUUUAUUCCUUUUAUGUAAAUUUUUGUUAACAGUUUUUAUAAUGUAAAUGAAAAUUGUAUUUUAACUAUUUAUUAUAAUAAAGUUUGAAUUUUCGAUAACAA